GAGGUGGUGCAGUUAAGCAGAGAGAGGGCCAGGAGGGAGUGAGGCGACAGAGCGGAGGUGACAGCGGAGAAUGGAGAGGAACCCGUCCGCCCGGCGAGCUUUGACCGCGGCGAGCGAGGAGAAUCCACUCGGUCCUUCCCUUCUGGAGCCAGUGUGCUGAAAGAAACCGGGAGGAAUUAAUAGGGGGCAAAGGAAAGGAAUGGCUGAUCCUCUGCGGAGGACUUUACUAGCGAAAUUCCGGGGGAAGAAAUCCAAGAAAACAUCGACGGUCGGCGGUGGAUACGGCUCUGCUGCUGCGGUGAAUGGGGGCCGAGAAGGUAAAGAAAAAGUUUUGCAAACACAGCGAGACUCCGACGAGGCUCGCCCGGUAGUGCUGUUCACGGGGCUGGAUUGCACUACAGAGAGAAUGAGUACGUACGAGAAUUGUGUUGAUUCUCCCGAGUGCCCGGGAGAGAUGGUGCAAACUGCGGGGGUUGUAAAAGCUCGGGAGAGUCGCGCAACAGAGUUGGCCGGCGCACGUCCCCAGGAGCGGAGCAGCGGGGGCAGGGUUCGGGUUAAUGAGGAGCUCCUGGGGGUCUCACUUCAAAGAGGAGUGCAGUCUGGGGGACUCGCGGUAGUUGGGGGAGAUAGGACCAACAAGGUGCACAGAUCCGUUGGCAAAAUUACUUUAUCAGCGGCGGUCACUCUUGCAGGACCGCAUGUCCACAGAAAACACUUCGUCUCCGUCCCGCGGCAGUGCAGCGUUGGGGAUUCAAUAGGGUUUGGGGACAGUUCAAAUCAUGUUUCGCACCGAGCACGUGUAGAACCGCAUACCGGGGUCGGUAAACCACCACAGGACCGGGUUACUACUCCUGAUAGUGAUGAGACAGAGCCCAGGGACAGAGGACACUCCCGGCACAUGGCAGGGACUGUAGAGGCUGUCAAUGAACAUAACGCCAACUGGAGGUUUGACAACAACCACAGUUUGGAGAGGAGCUCGCCAGUUCGCGCGGCACCUGUGUAUCCAAACGGUACGUCAAGAACCACGGAAGAAAACAUUUUAAUCAGAAAUGUUGAGAGUUAUGGGCCUGAGUAUGCAGGGGACAUUAGAGGGACUGCAGGCGGUCUGCAGAGCCCGACGUUUUUCCCCACAGAGUUAGAAAUAUGCGACAUUAACAUGGCAUCCCUGUGCGCCACAGAGGGGUCACUUAGGUACGAUUUAGAUAGUGAGGAUGAGGAUUACUAUGAUAAUGAAAUUCUGCCUUUUUAUGAAACUAUUCGAGCAAAAAAUGAUGGUGAUAGAGCAGAGGUUGCAGAGCUGCCACUGUCUGGGCAGGAUAAAGGACAGCUGGAUGACAGUAGCAGUGCCCAGGAAACAGACAGGCUUAGGAACCAGCUGAAAGAAGCUUAUUACCUUCUUAUCAAUGCUAUGAAUGAUAUCAACCUGGAUGCCCAACAGAUUAGUGGCGGUUUAACUGAGCAGCAGGCCACCUCCUCCUGUAGUAGUAGCCAGUCCAGGGAUAGCCUGUGCUCAAGGUUGUCUGCCAAAAACAUGGACAGUGACUCCUGGUCCUCUGGAGGGGACCACAGCCCUCAGCAGGUGUCUGACACUGACUCACUCCUGCUUUGCCUCAGUGGGAACCUUGAGUCAGGCCUCAAAGGCAGGCUGAAUAGUAAGAGUAUGGUGAACCUGUCCUUUACUAAGAUAAGACCCACAUUACUGCGCUCUGCCAGUGACGGAGCUAUCAGGUAUCAAGGUGGACCCUUACUCUCUGUUCAGGACCCUGGUGAUAACGGGGCUACAGAGACAAAUGAGGCUGAAGGGGGUAAAGUCACAGGAGUGGGUGAGCUGUCAGAACCUGGGGUGCUUUAUGAUGCCAUCAGCAGUGAUGAGCUGCUACAGGAUGCUGGUGGUGAUGAAGACCGUGGCGGGCAGCUCAAUGAGAGCAGCGGCUCGGUCAACAGCCUGACAGGUUCUACAGACAGCAACGCCGAUGCAUCGACACAUCAGGGUCUUGACAACAAGCAAGAGCUGACUGAAGCCCGAGCACUGGGCAACAACUCUGUCAACAAGGGGCAUGGUGUCACUGUCAACAAGAUGCAGGAGUGGAUGCACAAGGGGCGUUUGUUGUCUUCAGAGAUGAAGCAGCGCAUUGAGGGCUCAUCUUUGCACCGUGGUCAAGGCCAAAACCAGGACCGGUCCUGUCCUCAGGCUAACCUUGGUGGGUGUAAACCAGGGGUCCAGACCUCUAGCCGGGGGGUUAAAUCUGUCAAGGUCACCAAGUCACCUACAAUCAAGUCACCAUGUCAGCAGCAGCCAGCUUUCAUUGAGAAUGUCCAAACCCCCUGUGCUAAUGGCCGUGAGGUGGGCAGAGCCAAUGAGUCAUGGCGGCCACCGCUCACCACCAUCACUGUCUCCAAGAAGCGCAACUGGCUGCAGCAAAGCUCCCUUGGGAAGAAUCACUGCAGCAAGGACGAGCUGCAGGGAAUGCUGGGAGCUGAGGAGGAUGGCAGCCAGGGCUCCCAUCAGCCGCCACCUCCUCCCAGUCCUUCUCCAGACCACCUGAGACCCUCAGGGGGAGCCCCGUCACGGCCGGUCCGCCUGCACCUGCCCCAGGUUAUCGUCGGUCAGGCCAAGGUGUCUCCUCACCCUCGGAGCAUGGACCCAGCCGAGGAGAAUGACGCUGAUGAUGAAGGAGAGAUCUGGUACAACCCAAUCCCUGAGGAUGAGGAACAGGAGAUGUCUCGACAACCCUCCAUUCGGCUGCUGGUUCCCACUCGAGCAGAAGCCCACAGGAGGCCCAGCAGGGGAGGGGAUGAGGGUCAUGGUGGCCGGAACCUGGGAGACGGAAGCCGUGCCGGGCCUGAGGCACUCGGUGAAAGCCUAGGUGGCGGGGGCGGUUCAGACGACGGGAGUCAGGGGAACGCUGUACAUUCCACAGAGGCACUACAUCUGCACAGACAGAUGCUCGCGUGCAAACCUCAGGAGGAGGGGGGGCCUUCCACCAGCAAAGCCACAGAUGGUCCAGACUUGCCCAAUGCCGUUGGGUCCCCUCCCUCCAGCCCAAACCCAGCCAAGAAGAGCAGCUCCAUCAACUGGUCCUUCCCAGACAAGAUUAAGUCCCCGCGCACUGUGAGGAAGAUCUCCAUGAAGAUGAAGAAGCUUCCGGAGCUUAGCCGGAAACUCAGCGUAAAGGGGACCCCGAGUGGCUGUAACAGUAACAACGGCAACGGAAGCGGUCAGUUAGAGCCCAGAGCCCUUUCUCCCCGAAACAACGGGAGUGGGUCUGAGGCCGUCCCCAAUUCCUCAGGCCCUACCAGAUUAGCUGCAUCUGGGGGUGGGCAGGCAAGCCGUAACGUGAUCUCACGCUACCACUUGGACAGCAGUGUGUCCACACAGCACAGCUUCAGCAAGAAGAAAAGUAACAAUAGCUCGAAGUCCGCUAGUAAAGGCGGUUACCUCAGUGAUGGUGACUCACCUGAGCUGGUGGCCAAAUCUGGGAAGCACGGCUCUGCAGAGGGGAAGGGAGGGAAAGGCAAGGAGAUGGAAGGAGGAGGUGGAAGCUCCAAACUUAAUGGCACAGAGCUGGACAUUGAUGCUUUUCGCCAUUACAGCUUCACAGAACAGCCCAAAUGCAGCCAGUACAUCUCCGGACUGAUGAGCCUGCACUUUUAUGGUGCUGAGGACCUCAAACCUCCACGCGUUGACUCGCGAGAUGUCUAUUGCGCCAUCCAAGUUGACUCAGUUAAUAAAGCACGAACCGCUCUCCUCACAUGUCGAACUACCUUCCUAGAUAUGGACCACACCUUCAACAUUGAGUUGGAGAACGCCCAGCACCUGAAGCUGGUGGUGUUCAGCUGGGAACCCACACCGAGACGCAACCGUGUCUGCUGCCAUGGAACAGUGGUUUUGCCUGCACUCUUUCGGGUGACGCGUUGCCACCAGCUGGCAGUGAAGCUGGAGCCGAGGGGGCUGAUCUACGUCAAGCUGACCCUGAUGGAGCAGUGGCAGAACUCACUGGAUGGUGGGCCGGAUGGAGACCGGGAGCCCCAGGUGUUUGGUGUGGAGGCGUGGCGGGUAGUGGAGAGGGAGGGCACGGGACUGAUGGUACCGCUACUUAUAAGCAAGUGCAUCAAUGAGAUUGAAAAGAGAGGCUGCCAGGUUGUGGGUCUCUACCGCCUGUGUGGAUCUGCAGCCGUCAAGAAGGAGCUACGUGAGGCGUUUGAGAGAGACAGCUACGCCGUGGAGCUGUGUGAAAACACGUAUCCUGACGUUAACGUCAUCACAGGAGUACUGAAGGACUACCUGCGAGAGCUGCCCUACCCUCUGAUCACUAAGAACCUGUAUGAGGCAGUGUUGGAGACUAUGGUCACGAGGCCUCUGCGAAUGGGAGCAGCGGGCUGCGAGAAUGAACAGGCUGACUCGGAGUACACUGUCAGCCUACUGGACAACCUGCCAGAGGUGGAGAGGAUGACACUGCGGCGGCUUCUUGACCACCUUAAGUUGGUAGCGUCCUACCAGGAAGUGAACAAGAUGACGUGUCAGAACCUGGCAGUAUGUUUCGGCCCGGUGCUGCUCAGCCAGCGUCAGGAUGCGUCCUGCCACACGAACCGAGUCUUUAUUGACUCAGAGGAGUUGGCUAGCGCACUGCACUUCAAAAAACACAUCGAAGUCCUGCACUACCUGCUGCAGCUCUGGCCAGUUGUGGACCCAUAUGGCCAGUCCUCUUCCCAGCCCCCUGCAGCUUCUUUGGCUCCGGCCUCAUCUGACCUGCUGUCAGUUCCUCCAUUACGGCGAAGAAAAGAGCGGCCCCAGGUCCUGAACCUUACUGAAGCGGAAAUGGCGGGUGUUCUGCGGCCCAAACCGGGGCGCCUGGACAGUCCCAGCAACCGCUACGCCGGUGACUGGAGCGGCUGUGGCGAGAGCUACUUCCCUUGCGAAAUUCUGCUGCCUCCCAGCAAAGAGGAGGCAGACUAUGAUGACGUUCCCUCUGAGGACACAGAGGCAGCUGAGGAGGGCCAGGAGAAGCCUGAGUAUGCAGAGGAAGAUGAAGGGCACAAGGUCACAAGCCCUGCGUCUGAUCCUGCUGAGCCGGAGCAACCUCAUCGAGAGGUGGUGGUGAAGGAGGAGGAAAAGGAGCAAGAGAAGGAGGAGAAUCAAGUAGAGAGUGAUAGUUCAGGCAGUGGGCAGCCAUUAGAGGACAGGGAGGAGAAAAGGGUGUGCGACCACAUCCUUCCCCCUCGUCUGCCCAAAGAGCACACCUACCAGGCUUACAUGAAGAUCCAGGAUAUCAGCCCUGUGUUGAGCAACAGGGUUAACCUGAGAGACCUGCAGGAGAGCAUCGACACUCUGAUAGGAAACCUGGAGAGAGAGCUCAACAAAAACAAGCUCAACGUUGGAUACUGACUCCUCCCACAGUGACACACACAUACCCACUCACACACUCAUAUUGCCUGAUGAGGUUUGGGGAAGACCUUUUUUACUGAUCACAGUGCUUCAGGAUAUAGCCACAGUGUUUCCAUGGAGAUCCUGUGACAUCACCAUGGCAGUGGAGCAGUGCUGCUGUGAAAAACCUAAAGGAUGAGAUGAGAAGAAAUGUAACGGGGCACUUCUGGCAUUUGUACCUUACCCAUAGACAUUCCGUAAUGUUUGUAUUUACUUUAUGUUGUUGUUGUUGGUUUGUUUCAGUCCGGUUCUGUGUUCCAUGUUGUUAUUGUUGCUUCUCUUCUUAUUAGAAGAACCCAUUGACCCCUCAGGGGUUUAAAAGGUGCCUUAAUUGUGUGAAGGUGGUACGUCAAGAGGAAAAUCCACCCUGAUAUAAAAUGUUUCCCCUCAUAUGGUGUUGAUACAGUGUUGCCAACCAACACGAUCACCUCUAUAAUGUUAUGAAGAGUUGUUUUUACAUCGAAAAAGGCUGCAGUAUGUUAUAUUUUUUAAGAGAUACAAAUCCACCCUGGGUACAAUGGGGUUCUACUCAUGCAAACAUUUAAUCUGUGAUACUCAUGCCAACAAUUGUGGAGCAAAGUGAUAAUAAACAAGUAUUCACUUUUUAAAAAUUGACCAUUUGCAUACCAAUGCUUCCAGAGUUUCCCACCAAAGUAUUAUCUUGGCAGGCUUCUGAAACAGCAUUUAAAUAUUGAACUUACUGGACAGGAAAACAUCUGGGAUGCAUUAGGCCUUUCAGUUAAGAAUUGGUUUUCAGCUAAAAUAUGUAAUUGGGUAAUUCAAUUAAUAAAAAAAUGUUCAAAGAAAACACCACCAUCCUGUUGGUUCUAUAGUCAAGGCUGGCCCUCUAUCACUUUAGGCAGUUUAAGAAAUAUGUUCCGAUAUUUUAUUCAACCCAACUGUUAUCAACCAGAACAUUAGUCUAGGCUGAAUGGGAUUUGUUCCUGACUACAAACUAGCUCAUACAGUCUGUUUACAUGCUCAGAAAACAAUAAUACAGUGUUUAGUAAUACAAACCAAGAUCAUAUGUGUACAUUCUGUUUUAGGGUGGAUUUCCUUUUUUUAAGGCAGCAGAGAGCUUUUGUUAUUGAGGUAUGAAACACUAAAUGUUGUACAACAUUAAUGCACUUAUGAGGCAGGCAGUAGUGUAGAUUGUCAUUAUAGUUCAUGCAGUAAAAAAUAUCAUGGCUGUGGACUGAAUUGAGGAAGAAACAGCUGCCACUGAAACCUCCUUUUAAGGAUAAAUAUGAUACAAGAUAAGGGUAAUAACACUCUUAUCUCUGUUCAUACAAAGCUGUACAGUAGAGAUGUAUUUAUCUUAAGCAGGCAACUAAAACAGAGAAAAUGUAUGUCAUGUGACAUCAUUCAUUUUAGGCUUAAAAGAAGUCCAACCUUUUGGGAAAUGUGCUUAUUGACUUUCUUGCUGAGAAGGAGAUGAGAUGAUUGAGAGAAGAUUGAUACCACUCUCUAACUUGGUGUCAGUCAUCACAUCUACCUCUCUGCAAGAAGAGGUAUAAUCUCAAGAUGUCAGACUGAUCAAAGUCAAAUAAAACAAAGUCACCUUUCUGCAUUUCCCAGCUUUUGGUAAAACCAUGAAAUACACAGCCCAAAUGUGAAGCACAAUUUUCAGAGCAGCAGUGUAAACUGUUAGUGGAGGGCUUCUGUUAGUACGACUUAGCUAGCUGCCUAAAUCGACAAAGGACGUUUUCAGCAAUCCAGGGAUUCAGAAUGAUCAGUAUUUAACCUAUAUGUAUGUGUAUAUAAUUAUAUAAAUGUAUUCGGAGUAUAUUAUUUUUACAGCUUCUAUUUCAAUGGUGUAUUUAAAUACUUCUAAAGACCUCUUAGUGUUGACUUGUAGCAAUAGUUGCUUUUCCUCCCUUUAAGCUACCUGUACACAUUUUAAUGUGCUGGACUAAUGGUACAAUUUUAGCUGUAAAAUAUAUGAUAAUAUCGUGAUCUUGCAGAAAAAGUGAUAUUGUUAUUUUUAUUGUAUUGUGUAUAUAUUUGACAUUGUGUCUCUAGUGGACUAAGCUGUGUUCAUGAUUUUUGGUGUUUUUUUUUUUAAAUGUACUGAACUUUGCAUGGUCAAAAGCUUUACUGACAUAAACAAGGCUCUUUCUCAUUUGCUUUUGUAUUUUAUAUUUAUGGGUAAAAAGACUUAUCUAGAAAUGUAUGCUUGUUUGUUCGUCACCCUGUUUCCCCAAUAGACACAUUGGCUGCAUUGGUCAAGCUUUUCUCUAGAGGACUUAAAGGCAGACAGUGAUUCAGUUUUUAUAUUAUAUAUUUUUCACUAUUGUUCCACACCUCACCCACCUACAUGGUAAUCUCUUCACGGUCACGCUGUGCUGUCAGUCUGAGCUGGUCUGGUGUAAGUGAGUUUCAGCAGGGUUCCUUUCAAACCAUCUGUCUGCCCGGGCAACACAAAAAGAACCAGGGCAUCAUUUACAGUACAGUAUAGAAACUAACAUGGAGCAUCACCUGUAGUUUGAUCUAAUUUCUUCAAAUGUUGAUGUGGAUUUCUGCUCUCUGAUACACUCUUCCCAUAGUUUUUCCUCACCUAUGGCUGAAUUAUACUCUUCAGGCAUCCCUGUCUGUUUUAUCAUCCUCUCACCUCCCACCUUCUCAUCUCUCUGUCACUAAAUAUAAACACCUGCAUAAUUUGUCUGUGCAUUACAUCCUGGAUGGUUAAUGUUUCUGUCUUGUCUUCUUUGUCCUUUGGAGAGAAAAUGUCACAUGGACAGCAUCACUAAACAAAACAGAAAAAUGCUUUGUAUUGAUCCUGAGAAAUGUAUGGUCAUAAUAAAGUAUAUUAUUUUACAUUCA
Micropterus salmoides (largemouth bass) is the source of this 8248-nucleotide messenger RNA. It is a transcript of the gene syde2, whose product is annotated as synapse defective 1, Rho GTPase, homolog 2 (C. elegans). The transcript has 8 exons. Lineage: Eukaryota; Metazoa; Chordata; Actinopteri; Centrarchiformes; Centrarchidae. Gene Ontology annotation, biological process: signal transduction. The coding region runs from base 200 to 5386 and encodes 1728 amino acids. The record is from RefSeq and is a predicted model, not a curated record.